Messenger RNA from Peromyscus eremicus (cactus mouse), 879 nucleotides. RefSeq names its product small EDRK-rich factor 1A (gene Serf1a). Bases 1 to 672 code for a protein of 223 amino acids. The transcript is spliced from 3 exons. NCBI's taxonomy places the organism in Eukaryota, Metazoa, Chordata, Mammalia, Rodentia, Cricetidae. The record is from RefSeq and is a predicted model, not a curated record.
AUGGUAGAGGAGCCUACCUUCAGGUCGGCUGCUAGAAACGGAGGAGGGUUCAGCCACCUUCCUGCCCUGUCCGCCCUCCGGGGGGGGGCGGGGGAGACAAAGAAAAGCUGGGGUUCUCGGUGGCAAAGUGAGGCGCCCAGUGUUCUCUGCGUGUCAUUAAAGCCCGCGUGGCGCGCGGGCGCCGGAUGCCCGGACGCCCUCCGCCCCGGGCCCACCGCGUGCGGGGCCGGGCGGGACGCGGUCGCCGGCGGUCCGCCAGCCGUCCCCCCGGGCGCGCACGCGCAGUGGCUCACCGGCCACGCCGCGGCUGUUGUGGGUCGGUGGGCGGGGCGGCUGGCUGCCAGAGCGAGGCGUCGCCGCACCGAGAGCCGGCGCGGGGCUCGGCCUUCCUCAGCGCCGGGAGGCGGGCGGCUUGCCGAGCGUGCGAGCGGCCGGUGUGUUUCUCCACGUCGCUGUCUUCCGGACUCCCGGCCGGCGGUCGGCAUGGCCCGUGGAAAUCAAAGAGAACUUGCCCGCCAGAAAAAUAUGAAAAAGACCCAGGAAAUUAGCAAAGGGAAAAGAAAAGAGGAUAGCUUGACUACCUCUCAGAGAAAGCAGAGGGACUCUGAGAUCAUGCAGCAAAAGCAGAAGAUAGCCAAUGAGAAGAAAUCGAUGCAGACAAGAGAAAAAUGAUGACUGGCUUUGUGGAAAACGCGGGUGCUAUUGCCAGUGGGGUGCAUCAUAAGCUCUAAGAUCAAAAUUUCUCAGAGUGACUAAUGGUUACAUGUGUCAUAACUUAUCCUUAUAAAACUGACUGUUUUAAACUUUACUUUUCAGCCUUACUUACUAUGAUGUUUUAAGACCAUUCUUCAAAGAAUAAAGUACUGACCAUGCAUGUAA